Nicotiana attenuata is the source of this 462-nucleotide messenger RNA. Its product is annotated as ATP-dependent DNA helicase PIF4-like. The transcript has a single exon. Bases 1 to 462 code for a protein of 153 amino acids. Gene Ontology annotation, biological process: telomere maintenance; DNA repair. The record is from RefSeq and is a predicted model, not a curated record. Lineage: Eukaryota; Viridiplantae; Streptophyta; Magnoliopsida; Solanales; Solanaceae. Gene Ontology annotation, molecular function: DNA helicase activity.
AUGGGACAUAACAUUAAUGAGUAUAAACUUAUCCCUGAAAAUUUCAAGGCUUCAAAGGCUGCCAAAGAAGCAAGAGAAAUAUUCUUCGAAAGAAACAUAAUCGUUACUGAAGAAGAGCUAUUACUGCGACAAAAGUUGAAUCGUGAACAACAGAUGGCAUACAAUGUAAUUAUAGACAGAAUAUCUUCAAACAAAGCAGGAGCUUUUUUUGUUGACGGUCCUGGAGGAACAGGUAAAACUUUUUUAUAUCGUGCCUUAUUAGCUACUGUGCGAUCUAAAGGAUUUAUUGCUCUAGCAACAGCAACCUCUGGAAUUGCGACUUCGAUUCUUCCAGGUGGCCGUACAGCUCAUUCCCGUUUUAAAAUUCCCAUUGACAUUGAUGAAAACUUUAGUUGCAAUAUUAGCAAAAAAAAGUUCACUUGCCUGUUUGAUUCGAGAUGCAAAAUUAAUUGUAUGGGAUGA